Messenger RNA from Gossypium raimondii (Peruvian cotton), 1134 nucleotides. Its product is annotated as haloacid dehalogenase-like hydrolase domain-containing protein Sgpp. The record is from RefSeq and is a predicted model, not a curated record. NCBI's taxonomy places the organism in Eukaryota, Viridiplantae, Streptophyta, Magnoliopsida, Malvales, Malvaceae. The coding region runs from base 265 to 1014 and encodes 249 amino acids. The transcript has 5 exons.
GUUGCUCAUUCAAAUGUGACUUUUCCAUCUAUUCUAACUAAAAGUGAAGAACCCGAACCCGAACCUGAACCUGGUGCUCUUUCCAAAUACCGAAAACACCUUCCCAAUCCUUUAUUUUAUUCCCCUUGCCCAUUUCUCGAUUCCUUGGUACAUUCCCUCUCUCAAAUUUUCGUCUUUAUAUAUUCAUCACCACCUUCACUUCGAUCUCCAAUUCUAAACCCAUCUCUUCCAAAAACCUGAUUCCCCCCCCCCCCAACUAUAACAAUGACGGCUGGUGAAAAUUCUCUUCAGAGCAAUAAAUCUAUUCCUGAUCUUGCUCCUUUGGAAGCAGUAUUAUUUGAUGUUGAUGGAACUUUAUGUGACUCGGAUCCUAUCCACCACCAAGCCUUUCAAGAAAUGCUCCUAGAGAUUGGUUUCAACAAUGGAGUUCCAAUUGAUGAAGAAUUCUUUAUCAAAAACAUUGCUGGGAGGCACAAUGAUGAUAUUGCUGCUACUCUCUUCCCUGAUGAUUUACCGAGGGGCGAAAAGUUCUGUGAAGAUAAGGAAGCCAUGUUUCGGAGGUUGGCCUCAGACAAGUUGCCACCUAUAAACGGAUUAUAUAAACUAACGAAAUGGAUUGAAGAUCAUGGGUUGAAGAAAGCUGCUGUUACUAAUGCUCCAAGACCUAAUGCUGAACUCAUGAUCUCAAAACUUGGGCUCAAGGAUUUCUUUGAUGUUGUUAUUGUAGGAAGCGAGUGCGAGCAUGCCAAACCAUACCCAGACCCUUACUUGAAGGCACUUGAACUACUCAAGGUGUCAAAGGAUCACACAUUUAUAUGUGAGGACUCUGCAUCAGGGAUAAGAGCAGGAGUUGCAGCUGGAAUGCCUGUUGUGGGGUUGACAACCAGAAAUCCUGAAAAUGUACUUAUGGAAGCCAAUCCUACUAUGCUUGUAAAGGAUUAUGAGGAUCCGAAGUUAUGGUCGGCCUUAGAGGAGCUUGAUAAGAAAGGAGAUUCUUUGAAAACAGCAGCUUGAGCGUGAAUUCGGAAGCAAUUUAGGAGCAAGAACUUUAUUUGGUUAAUAAUUUUGCCCCACAUGUACCCAAAUUAGAUUUGAUGAACUAUAUACAUCGAUUACUUCCGUUGCCUAUGUUCA